UGUUCGUGUGCUGUGAGAUGUUUUAUUGGAUCUGAGACCAUGCCUUCAUCAGUCUUCUUGUGUGCUUAGGAGAUCUGUGCAUGGGACUCUCUUUCAAAUCUUUUGCAUUCAGCUCCAUCACCUAAAGGACACGACAGACUCCCACAGGUUACCCAGCUCCAACACGUCCACUGCACCAUGGAUUUCUUGUUUGAGUUCCUUUUUACCCCGCUGUCCACAUCAGGAUUGGUUUUCCUGUUUAGUCUUGCAGCUGUAGCCCUGUUGCAUCUGAACACUAGACCUAAACCAAUGCAUCCACCAACAGACCUCAACCGACAGAGUGUUGGUAUAGCGGGUGGUGCUAGAAAAUCAGCACUCAUGAAAGAUGACAACUUGAUCUCAUACUUGCACGAGGAUGCCAAAACUCUAUACGAGGUUUUCAAAAGAGGGCUUCACAUUUCAGGAAAUGGGCCGUGUUUGGGGUACAGAAAGAAAGGGCAACCUUAUCAGUGGCUAAAAUACAAACAGGUUUCAGACAGAGCUGAAUUCCUGGGAUCUGGACUCAUUCACCGUGGCCUAAAGCCAUCACAAGAAUCGUUCAUCGGCAUCUUUGCCCAGAACAGACCAGAGUGGAUUAUCUCUGAACUGGCUUGCUAUACAUAUUCCAUGGUGGCUGUUCCUCUUUACGACACCUUGGGACCUGAAGCCCUUGUGUUCAUCAUUAAUAGAGCAAAGAUAUCCACAGUAGUGUGUGAUAAGCAAGAUAAGGCAGAAAUUCUGCUGGCUAACAGUGAGAAAAACCUCACGCCUGUUUUAAAAACCAUCAUCCUCAUGGACCCUUAUGAUGCUGCAUUGACUGAGAGAGGAUCUAAGAUGGGCGUGGAUGUUCUGUCUUUGAAAGAUGUAGAGGCCCUGGGAAAAAACAAUCUUCAGAAGCCAAUUCCACCCAAACCAGAAGACUUAAGUAUAAUAUGCUUUACCAGUGGAACAACUGGGGAUCCAAAGGGCGCCAUGCUUACCCAUGAAAAUGUGGUUGCUGAUGCAGCUGGUGUGGUUAAGAUCUUUGAGAGCGUCUUUGUGGCGUUGCCAUCUGAUGUGUCCAUCUCGUUUUUGCCGCUGGCUCACAUGUUUGAGCGAGUCGUACAGACAGUGUUGUAUGGUGCUGGAGGUAGAGUUGGGUUCUUUCAAGGUGAUAUCAGACUUCUCCCAGAUGACAUGAAAGUCCUGCAGCCCACCGUAUUCCCAGUGGUUCCACGUCUUCUGAAUCGGAUUUAUGACAAGAUCCAAAGUGAAGCCCGGACUCCGUUUAAGAAAACACUUUUAAACUUCGCCAUCAAGAGGAAACAUGCCGAGGUGAAACAGGGGAUCAUCAGGAACGACAGCUUAUGGGACAAACUCAUCUUCCACAAAGUGCAGGCAUCUCUCGGUGGCCGUGUGAGAGUGAUGGUGACUGGGGCCGCCCCCAUCUCUUCCUCUGUGCUCACUUUCCUCAGGGCGUCACUCGGGUGCCAGAUUUUCGAGGCAUAUGGCCAGACCGAAUGCACAGCUGGCUGCACUUUCUCCAUGCCUGGUGACUGGACCACUGGCCAUGUCGGAACUCCUUUUCCAUGUAAUUUUGUGAAACUUGUUGAUGUGGAGGAAAUGAAUUACUUCGCAUCCAAUGAUGAAGGGGAGGUUUGCAUAAAAGGGAAAAAUGUAUUUGUCGGAUACCUCAAUGACCCAGAAAGGACAGUAGAGGCUUUGGACAAAGAUGGUUGGCUGCACACUGGGGACGUAGGCAAAUGGCUGCCGAGUGGUGUCUUGAAGAUUAUUGACAGAAAGAAGAAUAUCUUCAAGCUGGCCCAAGGCGAAUACAUUGCACCGGAAAAGAUCGAAAAUGUUUACAUUCGGAGUGCUCCGGUUGCCCAAAUAUUUGUGCAUGGUGACAGCUUACAGUCCUGUUUGGUAGGCAUAGUGGUGCCAGAUCCUGAGGUGUUACCAGGUUUUGCAGAAAAAUUGGGAGUGAAAGGUUCAAUGGAGGACCUGUGUAAAAAUCAGGAUGUUAAGAAAGCCAUCAUUGCUGACCUUAUAAAACUGGGACGUGAAGCAGGACUGAAGUCUUUUGAACAAGUGAAAGAUGUGUACCUGCAUCCAGAGAUGUUCACUAUAGAAAAUGGUCUCCUCACUCCAACACUUAAAGCCAAAAGGGCUGAUCUCAUCAAAUACUUCAAAGUUCAGAUAGACAGUCUUUAUGCUAAUAUAUAGUGCACUGUGAAGUAAACAAAAGUUUGAGUUUUUGUGAAUAGUUUCACUCUUUAUGCAGGGCUUGGUUACGCACAGAACUUUGGGACGUCCUGUUUAACAUAUUUAUAACACUGAGCGGUGUGUGUUUUAUUUUCUGUAUCUAUAUUUUCUACAUCUGGGUAUUGGGAUUUAAAAAAAAUAAAUGGUCUUGAAAGAU
Molecule: messenger RNA, 2419 nt
Organism: Misgurnus anguillicaudatus (oriental weatherfish)
Lineage: Eukaryota; Metazoa; Chordata; Actinopteri; Cypriniformes; Cobitidae
Source: RefSeq, a predicted model, not a curated record